AUGGCUGCAUCUCAAAAGCCCAGGGAAUGGCGAAGAACCAUUUCCGACCAAGAGUACCUCAUCUCGACCGACUUGAACAACAUCUCACACGACUUUGUUAACAAUGCGUAUGCCACCGACGACAUGUAUUGGGCCAAAGCAAUGCCUGCUGCCAUCCUUCGAAACAUCUUGUCCAACUCCCUUGUGAUGGGAGUAUACGCAGUCCAACCACCAUUUCCGCCAGCAAAGACAGCAGAAGAGCCAUCAUCACCAGACACGCCCUCGCCCACACUCGAGGAUCCGUCAUUCUAUUUUUCAAAUGAGUUCCAGGGCAACGGAGCUGGAGCAGAGAAGCUAGAACAGAUGGGAUUUGCUCGUUUUGUCACGGAUCAUGUCACAGUCUUCUACUUGACCGACGUGUACGUUGCGCCAGAGUCCCGAGGAAAGGGACUUGGAAAAUGGUUGAUUUCGUGCUGUCGCGAGAUUCUCGAUUCGAAGCCGCAUCUGAUGAGAGCGAUGCUUAUGGCUUCGCCAGGAGAGGGCAAGCAGUUCUACGAGAAGAACUUGGGCAUGCGCGACAUGCAGGAAGAGGUUGCUGAAGGACAUGUACUUCCCAUGACAAGGAACCGAAACCAAUAA
This is a messenger RNA of Aureobasidium musti, 618 nucleotides long. The record is from the annotation of a GenBank genome assembly. Lineage: Eukaryota; Fungi; Ascomycota; Dothideomycetes; Dothideales; Saccotheciaceae.